CAGUAGUCGUAAUUUAUGGCAAUUGUACAAACAAGACGGAAAAAUGAUGCGAGAUUAAAAAGCAACAAAAAUAAAUAUAUAUAUGUAUAUAUAUAUUCUUUUUUUUUGCUUUUUUUUUAUAACGCAUUGCUGUAAAGACUAAAUUAAGUGAGACGGCGGCAACGUCGGCAGUCGGGUGCAAAAUUUUCGUCCAAACUGUAAAUUGAAAAAAAAAAAAAAUAACCAAAAUCAAAAGAACAACAAAUAAACAAAACGCAGCGCAGCGCAGGUGUGCGUGUGUGUGUGUGUGUGUGUGUGUGUGUGUGUGUGUGUGGGCGCCAGGCGUAGCCAACAACACGCAGAGCAAUAGGGAUUAUAAGAAGCAGUUGGACCGGGGUGAAAUCCGCAGGCAGCAGCUGCAAUUGGGACAUGUCCAAGGUGCAGCCAAUGGCGUCGGCGUCGGCGCGCCAAUUGGGCGGCGAGAGUGUGACCAUAGCACAUGCAGAGGCAAGCGGAGAUGCGGCCAGCGUGGAUCUGAACGCAUUGGACUACACAAGCAGCAGCUCGAUCAUUGAGUUCCUGGCCAAGGAGCAGGACUGCAACAUCGAGCCAGCCGAUCCGGAUAGCAUAUUCCAGGAAGUCAAUCGGCUCGCGGACAGCACAGAUCUGCGCUCCGUGGAUGAGCUGCUGUUGGAAGCGGAGCGUCUCAUUCAGCAACAGCUGCGCUUGGGUGACGGCGACGGCGGCGGCGACGGCGACGGCGACAUCGAUGCCAAUGGCCAGCUGAAGACGCCCUCAACCACGUCACCGCAGUCGCUGUCAUCGUCACAGAACAGCAUUAAGCUGAACACGCGCUUCACGCGUCGCAUCGAGCAUGUUACCACCGUCACCACGAGCACCACCAGGACCACCAGUCCAAGCCAUGCCAAAGCCAAUUACAACAACAACAACAACAACAAAUUCAAAUCUGUGGCCAACUCCUCGACGUCAACGCCAGCCGAGCCGCUGGGCAACUUUGUGGCAUUUGUUGAGAACCUGCCCUCAGAAUCGGUCAUCUCCGAGGAGUCCACACCCAAGGAUCUGCACAAUCAUACGCACAACGGCGACGCCUUCGCUCAGCUGCAGCUGGAACAGCUCGACAACACCGAUGACGACGAGGAUACGAUGGAGGAGCUAACCGAAGCGGAGGACUGUGCCGCGGCAGUGUUGGCCGCCGGCUCGCGGCGCAGCUCCGGGCAGGGCAAUCCCGUCCAGCCGGUCCAGCCGGCCAAUCGCGGCGGGCAGCAGAAGCCCAUCGCUCCGAUGGCCAGCUACAGCGAGAAGGCGGUGGGCAGCUCGCCCAAGCAUCUGGUCAGCACAUUGAGCUCGCCCAUUGAGCAGAUCGCGUGCAGCGUGUCGCGGGAGCAUGCGCUCAAGAACGAGAUCGAUCAGCUGCAGGAGCAGCUGAAGGAUACCGAGGAGCGCCUGGCCUCGGUCCGGCUGCAGAGCGAAUCGCUCUCGCAGACACAGCGCGCGCUGCGCGAGCACAACGGCCGGCUGCAGGAGGAGUCCGAAAUGCUCAAGCUGGACGUGCAGCACCUGCACGAAUGCGCCGGCGUUUUGCGCAGCGAACUGCAGUCGGCGCGCCGGGAUCGCGACGAGGCCAUCCAGCUGGAGCGUUCACUGCGCGCCGAACUAGAGGAGGCGCAACAGGAUCGCCGGCACGCAGCCGAUGGCAAGGAGAAGGACGCACGCAUCAUACAGGAUCUGCAGCGGCAGUGCCGCGAAAUGGAGCGCAUACUCAUGCGCAAGCAUCCCGACUCCGUCUCGGCGCUGAUAGUUGCCUCGAAGAGCACGGGCAUCUGCUCGCUGAACGACCAGGAGAACGUGAACAGCCGCAAGCUGCUGGAGCAGCGAAUUGCCCAGCUGGAAUCGGAUGCCAAAGAGCAGGAUCGCAAGGCACAGCAGAUACUGGCCAAUGUGCAGGCGCGCUUCAAUUCUGUGCAGGCCAAAUACGAGACGCACAUUGCCGACCUGGAGACGCAGGUGCUCAGCCUGCAGGAGAUCAACACAAAGCUGAACGAACAAAUUGAAUCCCAGGUGCGCACCCUGGAUCGCUUCAUGCAGAAGCGCGCCGACAGAUACUACAACAACUGCACCCAAACGGACGCAGUCGGCGCCCAGACGGAUCCAAAGCCUCUCGGCCACAACAAGGCCAUCCACACGGGCACCCAGACGCAGGCGAGCGGUGCCAUGCGGGAUCACAGCACCAACACCAUUGGUUGCCCCUCGCCCAGCAUCAGCUGCCAGCAGCAUCUGCAACAGCAGCUCCAGCAGCAGCAGCAGCAGCAGCAGCAACUGCACUCGGCCGGGAGCAGCAGCACCAGCAGCACAGCCAACUCGACGCCGAACACGUCGCGUCCCAAUUCAAAACAGAGCGGCGCACAGCGACGCAAUCCGGCGAUUGCCAACUCCAAGCUGCCCAUUUCCCAGUCCGAGUCCACAUUGUCGCUGCUCAGCCAUGGCCAUGGCCAUUUGCAGCCAGCCGGCCACAAGGAGGACACACAGCUGCUCAGCUCGGUGCGCAGCAUGCGCAUCGACUUGGCGCUCAAGAACAAGGCCAUGCAGCGCCUGACACGUGAGCUGGACGAUUGCAAGAAGACCAUCAGGAAGCUGCAGCGGGAACGGGAACGGGAACGGGAGCAUGCGGGAGCAGCUGCUGCUGUUGCUAGUCCAGGUUCGCGUCUGGAGAACAAACUUCAUGGCGGCGCUGGCGGCGGCGGCGGCGGCAUGUCGGCCAGCGGAGGUGCCGCCCAGCGACGUGGACAUGAUCAUCAUUAUCAUCAGCAUUAUCCGGAUCAUGUGCCAGCGACCACGGAGAAUCAGGCGCUGAAAGAGGCACAGAACAAGUUUCAUCUGCUGGAGGCGGACUACAAAACGCUGCACGAUAAGCGGCUGCAGGAUCUAAAGACCCUGCAGAGCGCACAUGAGCGUGAGUUGGCCUCCUGCAAUGAGACGGUGCGCAUAUUGCAGCAGCGUUUGAAUGAGCGCGAGGAGGCGUUUGCCACACAGAAGCGCCGCAAGGUGCCCGUCGACUACUAUGCGCUGAAGGCCAAGGUCUCGCUGCUUGAGCGGCGCCAUUCAGAGCGGGAGGAGCGGCUGCAUAUGCUCGUGGAGGCGCUCAGCAAAGGUCGACUCAAUGGGGCUCUCGAGGAUCUGUUGCAGGAGAACAACAACAAGUAGAUUAUUGGGCAUAGUUGUAGUUGUUUGGCACAAGGAUAUUGUGACUGAACAGAAAGCGAAAACUCGCAAUUUAACGAGUUAUCGAUAUCGUUGCGUUAUCGUUAUCGGCUCGUUAUCGUGCAUGCAGAAAGCGAAUCAAUUGUCUGAUUCGAAAUGAAAAAGAAAAACAAGCAAAUCAAAAUUCACAAAGUAUUCGUGUUGUUAUGCUUUCAACAAAUUACAUUUAUGUUAAAUAAUAAUUAAUUUUUAUUUACAUUGAUUAAGAUUUAUCGAUAAGUCGAUAACAGUUGCAACACAUGCGCAAUUCCAGCCAAAUUGUAUGUUUAUUUAUAUGUUUUUUUUUAGAUCUUUAAUAGAUUCUCGAAUAGAUCUGAGCGUAGCAUAAAGUUAAGAUAUAAACUAAAUAGAUCUCACUACAAAAGUCAA
Molecule: messenger RNA, 3627 nt
Organism: Drosophila virilis
Lineage: Eukaryota; Metazoa; Arthropoda; Insecta; Diptera; Drosophilidae
Product: centrosomal protein of 162 kDa
Biological process (GO): cilium assembly
Cellular component (GO): axonemal microtubule; centrosome; centriole
Source: RefSeq, a predicted model, not a curated record